ACCGAUUGAUGGCCUUCUCGUAAAAACAAAACCUUGCUCACGAAUCCCCUCUCUCUCGGCGUCGGCGUCGGCGGCGGCGACGGCCACGCGUAGUUGACGGCGAGCCUUAGGGUUUGAUGCUCUAAGGUUUCUCUGGCCAUGGCUCCGCAUUACCAGGCCGCCACCCUGAUUGCCUCCCCGUCCUAUCCAGACGCCAUCACUUGGUCAAGCGACAACUUGGUGGCCGUUGCCUCUGGCCACAUCGUCACGAUCCUGAACCCGGCGGCACUCGACGGGCCUCGCGGACUCGUUGUGCUUCGCCCUAGGGAUCCUUUUCCCAUUGGAGUGGUCAACAGGGAAGAUCUCUUUGAACCAAGUUUAGUGCCUACAUCCUUAGCCCGUGAUACUGAACCGUGUGCACGGUCAGUUUCAUGGUCCCAACAAGGAUUUGCUCCAAAUUCUGGUUGUUUGUUGGCUGUCUGUACUGUUGAUGGUCACGUGAAUCUUUACCGCUCACCAGUUUCUGAAUUUUGUGAUGACUGGAUUAAGGUUGCGGAUAUAUCUCAAUUGUUGUUUAACUAUUACAAAAAUAUUAACUUUGGAGAGGAUGAUGGUCCAGAUUCAUUUCCUCAGGAAAAGGCAAAUACUGACCACGCUCCUCAGGAAAAGUUAAAUAACAAGCACACACUGGACACAGGAUAUGCCGGUGAAUUGCAAGAACCUCUUUCUCAAAGGGGUCCUGGACGGAGAAAAAGGAAGCCAGUAAGAGUUGAAGGCUAUGUUUAUGAUGAUGAUGAUGGAGAUGAUACUUCAAAGGAUGCAGACUUCUCUCUGAAUCCAUGCCCUACAUUAGCGAAGAUGCCUGCGAAAAAGAUUGACAUGCCUGUGCAUGAAAUGGCUGUCGUAAUUGCGCAAGCUGGCUCACAAAAUACCAAAGAAGCAUUAUCUUGCAAUGGAGAAAACAAACUUCCUCCUCUGAUCACAGCAAAACAAUAUUCACAUCGCAAUGCACUUUUGUCUUCUCUCGUAGUUGCAUGGUCACCAGUUUUGCUAUCACACACUUCUAUUUCUCAUUGGUGCAUUCUUGCUGUUGGCUCGAAGUCUGGGGAUGUUUCAUUUUGGAAACUAUAUAAGCCCAAGCACUACACAUUAAAUGUUUGCACUGUUACCAAAGAUCCAAUAUUCGUUGGCGUUCUUCAAGCUCAUAAUUCAUCGGUUUGUGCCAUGAGCUGGGAAGUUUCAUGUUCAAGGUCUUCAAUGUCUUCAUUGCUUUUAGCAACUGGAUGCUCAGAUGGAAGUGUGAAGAUAUGGUCAGGUGAUAUGGAAGGAUUGAAUCAAUGUUCAGAUGGAAAAGAACUGUCAUUUUCGUCAGUUGCAGAGGUGACCACUAAUUCAUCAGCUCCUGUCUCAUCAAUUUCAUUGUCCACACCAGCUCAGCCUCAACAUGAGGUUAAUUUGGCAGUUGGAAGAGCAUCUGGAUCACUGGAAACAUGGAUAUUGGACCUGCGCAGCAACAAAGUUGAGAAUAGCAGUAAAUGUCAUGCACAUGAUCGAGUGGUGACAGGUUUAUCAUGGGGUUUAGAUGGCCACUGUUUAUACAGCUGCAGUCAGGAUAAUUCUGCACGCUGUUGGAUCUUUGAAAAGAAUCAACUUGAAGAAGUUCCCGUGCACACAAAUUUCCCAGAGCUAAAAGAGUCGAUAGAUCUCUCAGUAGUAUCUCAUCAAUGCUUUGGUCUUACACUUGCACCUGGAGAAGUAAUGAUUGCUGUGGUCCGCAGCUUGGACCCAAAUAUGCUAGAUCAGAUGUAUCAAGCCAGGACACAAAAGGCAGUGGUUGAGUUCAUUUGGAUUGGUGGUCAGUUCCUUGGCAUUUCACUAAACAAGGACAUUUAUAUCUCCAGCAAACAACCUGCAAAGUCAUCCGAGACAAACUUCUUAUGGUGGGGUUCCAACAUUCUUUGGUCAUUGAAGAAUUAUGAAAAAUGUGAAACCGGACUUGUGUUAUGGGAUGUCAUAGUUGCUUUACAAGUGCUCAUGAAAUCUGCACCAGCAUUUCUGGAGACACUAAUGCAUAAAUGGGUCUCAGAUUUGUUUUCAGAUGAUCAACAACGUGUUUCUAUCGAUACCCUGUGUCAGUGUAGAAAGGACAUGAUGUCAAAUCUCAGCUCGCGGAAGCUACACCUGCUGAAUAUCAUUUGUAGGAAAGUAAUGCUUCGUGAUCCUGCUGGAGAAAAUGGUAAUAGCACGUCAACUGAUUUGUGGAGCAGUCUUCUGUUGAGCAGCGAAAGAGAGCUACGAGAGAGACUUGUGGCUUUCACUUUUGCGGCUGUCUUGAAUCGAAUGUCAUAUUUUCGCAAGGGCGCAUGUGCUGAAAACAUGUGGUUUCCUGUUGGUGUUGCCCAGAUGCUUUCUUGGGUGUCUAUGAACAGUGGAGGAGUGCAUAAUCAGCUCAGGUCUCUCUGUUCGACAAUUAAACGCCUUGGAAGCAGGAUCAACUCUGUUUGUGAAUACUCGGCUGAAGAAACAUGUGCCUAUUGCUCCGCACCGGUUCACUUCGAGUCACCUGACAUAGCCUUGUGUGGAAGCGUCGAUCCUGCUAUUGUUCCCACCGAAAGGCACAAGCUCUCGAGAUGCUUGGCAUCGAUGCGCUUAUGCUCUGUUCUGGAACCGACCUGGUACUGUGUAUGUUGUGGAGGAAUGGUUGAUAAGCUUGUGCCCGAGACCUAUUUCGCCAUGAAGACAUCUCCUCUGUUGGGUGCUGUUGAUCCUGAUGAUGAAUCGUCACUCUGUUCAGCACCUGCUGUUCCUCGUUGCCCCUUCUGCGGCAUACUGCUGCAGAGGUUGAUGCCAGAGUUCCUGCUCUCCGUCUCCCCAGUAUAGAAGCUAGUGGGACUUUCCUGCUCAAGUGCAUGUGGUCUCCUUUUGCAGUAUUGUGCGUUUGUUCUUUAUUCCUAGACUAGAGGCUGCCGAAAAAGGAUGGAAAGCAACGUUAUCCUGUGGACAGCAUGAUUGUUCUCGGGGAGAUGCUUGUUUCGAAUAUUAUGUUGGUCAGCGCGUGCAGUGGCAUCUGUAGCUUCGGUAGAGGUCGAGGAAGAGCCAGAUAGUCUAAACGCAAAAGGAAAUGGUUCAAGAGAAAAGGCCUAGCAGCUUAAAGCUCAUCAUGCUGUACAUAUUAAUGUUUGCCCUCUUUUUUUCCCUCCUUUUGUCUCUGCGGUCCUCCUUUUGUCUCUGCGGUCCAAAAGGCUUCUAGAGCUCGUAACUGGUCAAGUGUUUUAGCAUAUGAAUAAUGUACACAAGAUUACUUUCCAUUGCUGAGCCGUGGACAUAAGUGUUCAUGUCUCGAUCUUUAAGAUUUUAUUUAUAGGGUUUUCAUGUCUCGAUUUAUAUGAUUUGUCAGUUUAGCUUUUGGUGAGGCUGUGCUUCAGAUUGUUGGUUACUUUGGUGUAUAAUCGACAGAAGCAAGUGAGUUUGGCAAAAACAGAAUGUACAACAUAUAUAUAGAGGGCUGUGGAAAAGAUUUGUUCGGUUU
Molecule: messenger RNA, 3508 nt
Organism: Hordeum vulgare subsp. vulgare (domesticated barley)
Lineage: Eukaryota; Viridiplantae; Streptophyta; Magnoliopsida; Poales; Poaceae
Exons: 19
Coding region: 139-2859 (906 amino acids)
Biological process (GO): transcription initiation at RNA polymerase III promoter
Cellular component (GO): transcription factor TFIIIC complex
Molecular function (GO): protein binding; histone acetyltransferase activity
Source: RefSeq, a predicted model, not a curated record